AUGUCGACAGCAUCUACCCAAUCCCGAGGCAUCAACCGACGGAUCAACAGCCUUCAAAAUGAAGCCCGGCACUCACGCAGCCUCUCCGGGUCUCGAAGGCGCCCAAUCAACUCCUCGACCGCGUACAGCUAUGCUCUCCGUGUAGCUUACCUCGCCUAUCUUCUCCAACCUCGUUCCAAGCGCAUACAAAAUGUGCCCGCUCCUCAACGGCCCAAGCGGACGUCGACGUCAUUCCAUGAUUUGAUGAGCGAUUUUUCUCUGGUCAAAGACUCCAAAAGCACGAAAUUUCCGCAUGGAUUCAUAGCCGAGCUGGAGAAGAGGCUGACGGGAGUCUUGAUUGGAAAAGAAAAAAGAAAGGAAUACCAAGAUACCCUUGUCGUGAGGACCUUUGCUGCCUUUCUCAACACAUUGAAGGAACAGUCGUUCAAGAAGCGGAUGGAAAAGGAUCGCCGGGCUGAGGAUCUCGUUCUUAUAUUCUACUCGAAUGCAACCAAGGAGCUGAGCAAGGGCAAAGAUUCAGAUGAUGAUAGUUGGAAGUUAAUGGUGGAUAGACAUGUUGCUCUUUUCGUCCGGCUGUUUGGACUCAUCCUGAAAGGCCAGGAUUGGGCCAAAGAACGACCGGAGUUGGCAAAUCGGUUAUCUGUCUUGGAGAAUAAACUUCUUUCCCAGGACCAAGACCUAGUUCAGAAUGGGUCCUCUGAGACGGUGGAGGUUAUCGCUCCCCUGAGUUACGAUGUAAAGGACAUGCCACUCGUACAGCAUGUUGCGAAGAUAUUUGACAUGACCACAGCUCAGGUGCAGGCCGAUCUUGAUAAAAAUAGGGCGGUUUGGACCGGACAGGCAGCACUCCAGGAUCUGAAGGCGUAUCAAGCCCAUUUGAAUCUCAAGACCCGCAAAACACUGUCGAAGGAGGAUUUUGAGAACGAGGAAGCAUAUGAAACCUGGAAGAGGAGUGAAGGUCCCGAUCUCUCCCAGAUGAUGCUUGCUAUUGUACAAUCAAAUCCAGAGCUUGCAAAAAGUACUCCAGGUGGUGCUCUUCCUCAGUUUAAUACAGGCGCUGCCGACCAGGACGGGUCAUCUGGAGAGCUCUCAAGAAGAAACUCCGACAGGCCUACAUCAUUUGUCAUCGAUCAGUCGAUUGAUCUUAGUUCACUGUCCUUCAGUGAUGAUGGUAGCAACAAUUCUGACGAAUCCGAUACAUACACGUUCAUUCCAUCGGACCCAAGGCCCUUAUAUAAAUUCAUACUGGCUCGAACCCUAACCCAUGACCUGAAAGACCGCGAAAUGGAAGCCGCUCAAAAUGCCUCCGAGAUUCCGUCCGGAAGAUUAUUCUCAAAACAGUCUACUGAAUUCCUAAACGAGGUUUGCCUUCGCUGGCGAAUCCCAAACUUCUCCAGACUUGUCCUAUUUCUCGAUGUUGCUCGGACAAAGUUUGUGGAUAAUGAGAUUGAUCUGAAUACCCUUGAUUCAGCAUUUAUUUUUGCCAAAGAGUCGCCCUCGCAGGAGGGCAGGAAACGUAGUAGCUUCGUGGCUUCGGUCCUCUUCGACAGAAAAAGAUGGACUAUCCACGACCUUCUUCUGAUGCAGCAGCUACUUUCUUCUCUUCACGAAGCUCUGCUGCGAGAAUUGUACGAUGUCAUGAUGGACUGCUAUGAGGCGAAGCCGCGUCCAAUUGGCCCGGUCAUGUACGUCCUAGAGAAUCACAUCCAACUGGAUCCCAAUUAUACAGAGGACUCAGAGGACAUUGACCGUUUCCGCUCGUACGUACAAGAGGGGCUUGCCCAAAAAGCGACAGAAAGAUAUCAAGAUCUUCUUGGUCAGGAGGUACCAGUUGAACCGGAAGCCUGGAAGAUAGACCAUGUCAUUCAACUUGGUGAAGCCAUAACAAAACUUGCACAGAAGAUUCGGAAACGAUAUCGAAAUAACCCGGAAAUCAUGGGGGUGAAUCCUUAUAACAUCUUACUUGCCAAUGCACUCCCUGUUUACGCUGAAGAUGCUCACGAGAUGGUGGUCAGGAUUUUUGAGCAGGCAAAAAUGAAGGAAGAAGAGAUUGAUAUGCAGGACGGUUUUGAUCUCUACAAACAGCUGACUGCCACGCGGCGACUGUUCGCAGAAUCCCUUCCCGACGUUCCUUUCCCCUUCCAUGUAGAAGAUCUUCUAGAGGGCUUUGUCUGGCAAUGGAUUCACCUGACCGAGGCGAAGGUAAUGGAUUGGGUUGAGCAAGCAGUCAGGAAGGACGUCUUCACUGUCCGAGCCGACGAUUCAACCGAAGUUGCCCCCGAAGACUACAGGCAUAGUGUGUCCGUGAUCGACAUAUUUCGUUCUUUCAAUCAGGUGAUUGAACAGAUGAUGGAUCUCGAAUGGGACGACGAUUUCCAGUAUGCAAAGUUCAUGACCGCCCUUUCCAAAUCAAUAGGGAGAGGUGUGUCGAAAUACUGUGAUUCUCUAGAGCAGAUGUUUGCCAGAGAAAUGGACCGGUUGUCACCCGAUCAAGAGGCAGCCAUGAACCAGACGACUCAGGAGAAAUUGGUGCAAAUAGCAAAGGAGGCAUGGACAAGUAAGGAGAAGAUCGAACCAUUCCAGUUCUUCCCCGAGUCUCUUGUGAAACUGAACAACAUUGAAUAUGCCCUCUCUCAACUCGACAAGCUUGAAAGUGAAAUCAACGUUGAUGGAUGUGCGGAAGUAAUCGCACAGAAUGCCCCACCUCAAGUUCAAAAGAUUCGCAAAUCAACAACAUACGUCUUCACUAUCAAGAUUGUGGAGGCCGAAGACCUCAAAGCUUGCGAUAUGAAUGGCAGCAGUGAUCCUUAUGUUGUUUUGACAGAUGAGUAUCAAAAACGCAUUGCAAAGACUCGCAUUAUCUAUAACAACCUCAAUCCUCGAUGGGAUGAUACGGUCGACAUUACAACGCAAGGCCCGCUAAAUAUCAUCGCAACGGCCUGGGAUUGGGACGCAGUGGGCGACCAUGACUACGUCGGUCGGACGUCAGUCAAAUUAGACCCUGUGCAUUUCAGUGAUUUCCUCCCAAGAGAAUACUGGCUGGACCUGGACACGCAAGGAAGGGUGUUGCUCCGUGUAAGCAUGGAAGGCGAACGUGAUGACAUCCAGUUCUACUUUGGAAAGGCAUUCCGAACCUUGAAACGUUCUGAGCGAGACAUGACUCGCAAGAUCACGGAGAAGCUAUCUUCGUAUAUUAGCCAUUGCUUGUCACGCCGAACAUUGAAGUCUUUGCUGUCCCAAAAGCUCACUAUGGCGAGUGUAUCGAACUUUCUGAACCGCAAUCGCACGCAGCCUACUACCGUUUCACCGUCUGCGGCGGAUGUGGAAAACGCGCUUACUCCUCUUUUUGACUACUUCAACGAUAACUUUGCAAUCAUGAACAAAACACUGACAUCCGAAGCGAUGAAAAUGGUCAUGGCUCGUUUGUGGAAAGAAGUACUUGCAACUAUUGAGAGUCUUCUCGUACCACCCUUGUCGGAUAAACCAUCGCAUCAGAAGCCUCUGACUAUGCAAGAGGUUGACAUCGUCUCACGCUGGCUCGUGCUUCUUCUAAACUUUUUUCAUGCAAUUGAUGAUGAGACCGGUGAAGCCAAUGGCGUCUCGAUAGAUAUCUUGAAGUCGCCCAAAUAUCACGAGAUUCAGAGUCUGAACUUUUUCUAUUUCGAAUCGACAGAUAACCUUACCCGCACUUCGGAACGCAUGGCUUCAGCGACAGUGAGUCGCCAACAGGCAAGUAAGCAUCGGGUAUCGGCGCCAGCACAGAUAGGCGCCUCCAGUCCUGGCAGCAUCCUCGGUCUCCCUAGUGCACGACGAGCGAAAAGCAUUAUGCUCUCCCGAAAUGUGGGUACGCUGAGGAAAAUGAAAGAAGAGAAGUGGCGUGAAGCCCAGGCUGAACCAAAUGAUGACAUGAUCCUGCGUAUUCUCCGUAUGCGGCCAGAAGCAGCUGGGUAUCUUCGCGAUCGAAGCCGCCAGAAAGAAAGACUUGCAGCCGCAGCAGCUGCUGAUGCCAUUGUCAAACAAAGUCUCAUGGCUGGUGCUGGUGGAAGGUUGACUGGGAACCCUGGACGACGAUGA
Messenger RNA from Aspergillus wentii DTO 134E9, 4074 nucleotides. RefSeq names its product C2 domain protein. The record is from RefSeq and is a predicted model, not a curated record. The coding region runs from base 1 to 4074 and encodes 1357 amino acids. The transcript has 5 exons. Lineage: Eukaryota; Fungi; Ascomycota; Eurotiomycetes; Eurotiales; Aspergillaceae.